This is a messenger RNA of Serpula lacrymans var. lacrymans S7.9, 1236 nucleotides long. RefSeq lists its product as uncharacterized. NCBI's taxonomy places the organism in Eukaryota, Fungi, Basidiomycota, Agaricomycetes, Boletales, Serpulaceae. Bases 1 to 1236 code for a protein of 411 amino acids. The transcript is spliced from 5 exons. The record is from RefSeq and is a predicted model, not a curated record.
AUGGACUUACAUCAUGGAGCACAGCCAAUGCAAGACUGGGGCAGGGAUGAUUCGACUUUGAGCGAUACUCGAGGACAGAAUGCUCAAGUCAGUGAAGACCAUGCCAUGAGACAUGAAGCAGACACACCUGAAUUACAUGGUGAUCUGAGUGUCAAUCAGACAAUGUCCCCACGAAUGCUUUAUAAGGUUGCUCGAGAAGCUCAGAUAGCGGUCAAUUUGGCCAGAGAGGAAACAAGGAUUUUGCGGCGAAAAUACGACGAUUUGCUGAACGAGACUGAAGACCCUGAAAUCUCGAGUCAGCAAGGUCCCCCCAAAAAGCAAGAGCUUAUGGACGUCGGCAGUGAGCUACAAAGAAAAAUCAAACAUACCAAGCAGCUGGGGCAAAAGUUCCUUGUGACGUCCAUGCUAUGGAUACAUGACCCAGUAAAUACAUUCAAGACAACUCGUGACGAUCAAUAUAGUCCACUGGGCCGGUUUGAAAACAUUGAGCAAAAGAUACAAGGUCAGAUUAGUGAGAUAUACGCAAACACACCUCGUGAACUUGUUGGGAUGAUUGGGCAGGAUUGGUUCGUAUCUGCUGCCCAGCGGUCAAAUGGUGCAAGCCGUCUUUGUGCAUGCGGCAACACUAUCUUUGAUUGUUCAGCGGCCGAUUUGAAGACAUCUGAGGCGAGGCGAAAUAAAUUUCUCAAUAAAAUUGGGUGGAGGAUGAACAGCAAAGGACACUCAGCUUUCAGCCUAUGGAACGUUGAGGUCCUCCAUGCUGAUUAUUCUGGGAAGUUCGACGUGAAUAAAGUCUUCCUUAACCCGCUCUUGAAAGUGCACACCACACCAGGCAUGGUUGCAUGCGCCGCUAUUUUGGCACAAUGGGUGCUCUCCCCUGAUAGUAUCCUGAAAGAGAGGGGAGCUCAGUCCGGCAUUAAUUGGCAUGAAGAUUUCGACAAUUACCUUGAAUAUCUCGAAAUUGGGCUGGGAAAAAGGAAAGGGAGUGUACUCACUAUCUUCCGCGAGUGGGACAGAAUACUUUUCCCACAUACCACAAGUGGCCUCGGAGGUCCACUGAACGACGAAGACAGGGAGGAGGCAAUGAAAGAAGCGAUGGAUGCAUUGAAUCAAGACGUUGAAGAGCUGCCGCCUAGUGAUCAAGAACAUGAUGAUGAUGGUGGCGUGAUAAGGGAGGGGAACGAUCUAGGUCCAGGCGAAUCAGAUAACGGCCUCGAAUCAGAAGGGGAAGCCUGA